Molecule: messenger RNA, 2435 nt
Organism: Danio aesculapii
Lineage: Eukaryota; Metazoa; Chordata; Actinopteri; Cypriniformes; Danionidae
Gene: selenoo1
Product: selenoprotein O1
Exons: 9
Source: RefSeq, a predicted model, not a curated record
UUUCCAGGGGGAACAAAAACAACGGCGGACCAGAUUUCCAAGAAUAUUUGAGAGCCACUUGUUUCAGUUAAAGUUACGUAAUGAUGACAGCAGCACUUCUUAUCUAACAACCUUAAUUUAGACACAGGUACGAUGUGAAUGGCUUCUGCUGGAGCUCUUUUAACCCGGUUUUACACCUCACGCCCCGGUGUUAUUGCGCGUAGAUUUCUGGCACAUGCGGGAAUGGACGACAUGGGCGUAAGCCUGAGUCGCUCUUCCCUUGAACGACUCGAGUUUGACAAUGUUGCUCUUAAAAAACUCCCCCUGGACCCGUCCACCGAAGCAGGGGUCCGGCAGGUCCGAGGGUCCUGCUUCUCCAGAGUCCAGCCGACCCCUCUGAAGAGCCCGGAGUUUGUGGCGGUCUCUGCUCCAGCUUUGGCGCUUCUGGGUCUGGAUGCCGAGGAGGUGUUGAAGGAUCCUCUGGGCCCGGAGUAUCUGAGCGGCUCUAAAGUGUUGCCCGGGUCAGAGCCUGCUGCCCACUGCUACUGCGGACACCAGUUCGGACAGUUUGCCGGACAGCUCGGGGACGGAGCUGCGUGUUAUCUGGGAGAAGUGAAAGCACCGGCGGGUCAGAGCCCGGAGUUACUGCGAGAGAAUCCGACUGGACGCUGGGAGAUCCAGGUGAAGGGUGCUGGAUUGACUCCGUACUCCAGACAGGCAGAUGGGCGUAAGGUUUUGCGCUCCAGCAUUCGUGAGUUCCUGUGCAGUGAGGCAGUCUUUGCUUUAGGAGUGCCAACCACGAGAGCUGGAUCAGUCGUGACGUCAGAUUCACGAGUCAUGAGGGAUAUAUUCUACGAUGGCAACCCACGCAUGGAAAGAUGCUCUGUGGUCCUGCGCAUUGCUCCCAGCUUCAUUAGGUUUGGAUCGUUCGAGAUCUUCAAGCGAGCGGAUGAGUUCACUGGCCGUCAGGGUCCCAGUUAUGGCCACGAUGAGCUGCGGACACAGAUGCUAGAGUACGUCAUUGAGAACUUCUACCCUGAGAUCUAUCACAAUCAUCCAGACCGCACUGAGAGAAACACUGCUUUCUUCAGAGAGGUGACGGUUCGAACAGCGAGGCUGGUGGCUCAGUGGCAGUGUGUGGGUUUCUGUCAUGGUGUCCUCAAUACUGAUAACAUGAGCAUCCUGGGCCUGACUUUAGAUUACGGACCUUUUGGCUUCAUGGACCGUUUUGACCCUGAUUUCAUCUGCAAUGCUAGUGAUAACUCGGGCCGCUAUUCGUACCAGGCGCAGCCGGCCAUCUGCCGCUGGAAUUUAGCCCGUCUGGCUGAAGCGCUGGAGCCUGAUUUACCUCCCGAUCGAGCUGAGCAGGUGCUGGACGAGUAUCUGCCACUCUAUAAUGAUUUCUAUCUGAGCAACAUGAGGAAGAAACUGGGUUUAUUGAGGAAGGAGGAACCAGAGGACGAGAUGCUGAUCACAGAGCUCAUGCAGACCAUGCACAACACGGGUGCCGACUUCACCAACACUUUCCGCAGCUUGAGUCAAAUUUCCUGCCCGACUCAGGAGGAGGCUGAAGAUGAAAGCGAGACUAUAAAACAAGCCACAGAGCUGCUCCUGCACCAGUCUGCCUCUCUAGAGGAGCUGAAAGCUGCAAAUAGACCCACCAUGGACCCACGUGAGCUUGCAAUGCUGCUGUCUAUGGCUCAGAGUAACCCUGCCCUCUUCCAGAUGAUUUCGGACAGGAAGACAGUUGCCCGGCAGCUGGAAAGACUAUCCAGACUGAAGGAGCUGAUGGACACCACUGAAGAACAGCUGAGGGUCAAACACACUGAACUCUGGUCCGGCUGGAUCCAAAAAUACAGGCAGCGUCUUGCUCGUGAGUGUGAGUCUGGGGUUGAUGUGAAAGAUGUACAGAAGGAGAGAGUGUGUGUGAUGAACAACAGCAACCCGCAUGUGGUGCUCAGAAACUACAUUGCCCAGAAUGCAAUAGCAGCAGCUGAAAAUGGAGACUUCUCAGAGGUCCAGAGAGUCCUGAAAGUGCUGGAAAAGCCGUUCUCAGUGCAGGAAGGUCUUGAACAGCCGGGUUGGAUAGGAAGAGGAGGAGCAGAAGAUCCUGGAGAAAGAGACGAGACUCAAGAAGAAGGGAGUAACAGUUCAGGAGCAGGGGCUCGAGGGCUUGUCCCAUAUGACAGCAAACCCCCCGUCUGGGCCAAUGAGAUCUGUGUCACCUGAUCAUCAUAAAACCUUCGUGACAACUAACCUGCUCAUUAAAGCAGAAUAAUCCUGCAGAAGCUGGUUAGGCGUCAGCGGAGGUAUUAAAUGAGGUGUUAAACUCCUGUCCACCAGUUCAAAAAAUGGGUAAGGGGUAAAUGAAAUUUGACUGGUUUUUAAUGAUGACUUUGACCAGCAGUCUUAGCAUGACAGGUCUCAGUCGGAAAGACAGAAGUUAAGCCUCUUUA